CUUUUUUUUUCCUGCGCUGUCGCUAAUCCUGGAACGCGUGCCUACAGCUUGUGUAUAUUGCCGUCGUUCUCAUAUGACAUGCGACUUGGAAAGACCUUGCGCCCGUUGUAUAAAGCGAAACAUCGGCCACCUCUGCCACGACGAGCGACGCGAAUCAGACUCGUCCACGAAGAAAGUGAAGGCGCGACAAAGCACCGCUGGCGAAGAUGAAGACGGCGCAACUGCAGAGCCCACCCAGCCAGCAGAAAGCGGUAUGAGCAGCUCGCUCGACCAGCGCGUCGACCAGGCACGCGAGGACGCCUUGGUGGGAGUCGGCACCGCGUCGAUGCCACCACAACAAGCGCCGCUCCAGAUCGUGCAACCGUCGCCCGUUUCGGGCGCACAGGCAAACGCGUUGAGUAGAACGAGUGGGCGCUUCAUUGGAGACCGACCGAGCGAUUGGCCUGGGGCGCAGAGCCAAUACCAAGACAUGCAUAACUACCAUCCCUCCUAUAUGUUUAACACUUCGGAAUUCACGAACGAGUUUAACCUGCUCAAUGAUUUUUUGAAUAACAGCCUUCUCGACGACGGCGGACUGCUCGAGGGCGACGCUGCCCACUUCUACAACGAUCAAUCCCUUCUCAUGUCCAGCGGUAUGAAUAACAACGGGAUACCCGCCAACUUCCAGCAGAACGCCGUGCAGGCGAGCAAUCAGAAUGGGAAGGCCAUCUCGAGGCCUGCAAGCGCCAUGCCCACUGACAAGGCCAAAGAAUACUACCUCCAGGCUGCAGAUCCGACCGGUAACGACACACCCGAAGAGCGAAUGAACCGUCUGCUACAAGCGAAGUACGACGCAGGCAUGCUGAAGCCGUUUAACUACGUGAGAGGCUACGCACAGCUCUCGUCCUACAUGGACGUUCACAUCAACGCCGCGUCGAAGCAGAAGAUCCUGCGCCAGCUCGACCGAUUCCGACCCAAGUUCAGAGAGAAGGUGCAGAAGCUGACGGAUAUCGAGCUGAUCUACGUCGAGAUGUGGUUCGAGAAGACGCUGAUGGAAUACGAUCGCGUUUUUGCCAGUAUGGCGAUACCGGCGUGCUGCUGGCGAAGAACGGGCGAGAUUUUUAGAGGGAACAAGGAGAUGGCUGAGCUCAUCCAUGUGCCGAUCGAGCAGAUGCGGGAUGGCAAAAUUGGGAUCCACGAGAUACUGACGGAAGACUCCCUGGUCAACUACUGGGAGAAAUUCGGUGCCAUCGCCUUCGACCAGAAUCAGAAGGCUCUCUUGACGAGUUGUUCACUGAAGAAUCCGGUCGAGGGCUCUACAGACAAGCCCAUAAAAUGCUGUUUUUCAUUCACGAUACGGAGAGACGAGAACAAGAUACCCACCCUUAUUGUUGGAAACUUCCUACCACAAUAGAGCAUCAGGUAGGAAAGGCGUAAUGAUAAAAUUAAAAAGCGCGAUCAAAAAAAUAGAAGUUUCUAGGAGUAGGGAAAGGCAACAUUCUGGAUUUUAUACGCAUGGCUCGUUUCCUUGGUAUAUCUGAGGCAUAAUCGUCGGCGGGGAGCCACUAAGACGUUUUGGGUUGAGGCCUGUUCUGAGGGGAGUGUGUUGAUGACCCUCGUGGGUUUUGUACUUCUUCUGUAGGUAGAGCUCGGUUUAUAUCUGCGCAUUCUUUCUCCGCGAAAUAGAAUAUGUGAUCUUCCGUACUAUACUAUACUUGUUCCAUCUGUGAGGUUUCUAUAUGACGUUCAUUUGUACUUGUG
Messenger RNA from Pseudogymnoascus verrucosus, 1740 nucleotides. RefSeq lists its product as uncharacterized. Gene Ontology annotation, molecular function: RNA polymerase II transcription regulatory region sequence-specific DNA binding. NCBI's taxonomy places the organism in Eukaryota, Fungi, Ascomycota, Leotiomycetes, Thelebolales, Thelebolaceae. The coding region runs from base 74 to 1393 and encodes 439 amino acids. The transcript has 6 exons. Gene Ontology annotation, cellular component: nucleus. The record is from RefSeq and is a predicted model, not a curated record.